Kazachstania africana CBS 2517 is the source of this 828-nucleotide messenger RNA. RefSeq names its product RNase P/RNase MRP complex subunit (gene POP4). Gene Ontology annotation, molecular function: ribonuclease P RNA binding. Gene Ontology annotation, biological process: tRNA 5'-leader removal; rRNA processing. The record is from RefSeq and is a predicted model, not a curated record. Gene Ontology annotation, cellular component: ribonuclease P complex; ribonuclease MRP complex. The transcript has a single exon. Lineage: Eukaryota; Fungi; Ascomycota; Saccharomycetes; Saccharomycetales; Saccharomycetaceae. Bases 1 to 828 code for a protein of 275 amino acids.
AUGGAUAAGACACAAGCAUUCAUAAAAGAUAAUCUAUUGGUGAAAAAUUUCAAUAAUCCAGACAAACCAAUAGAUGAGAAAAGAUUACAGGACACUCUUCUGAUAUUACCGACCGAUGGUGGUUUAACGUCAAAACUGAGGAGAAGCAGGACUAAAUUGAGGCUAAAUACCGAUAAUAUUGAAUCAUAUAACAAAACAAAACACCCUAGAUAUCGUACAGUUACAAAGAGCUCUAAAGUUGCAUUUAAAAACUAUAUCAAUAAUUGUAGGAGAGCUGUAAGUCAAACAAAAAAAUUGAUACUUGAAAAUAACAUUAGUGACAGAGCCACACUAGAGGGGUAUUUACAAUCGAAUAAUAAAACGGAUCUGAUGGAGAGAUUGCCAAACUAUGAGAAAGUCAAACCAAUGCAUGAGAAGUUAUGGAUAAACUAUAUGAAAGAGGUGCUAGGUAUACCAGAGAGCGUUAGAGAUUCAUCGAAACUUAGCAUAAAUGGUACUUCUGCAUUACUCAAAUUAUCAAUGGCAGAUUACAAUGGCUCUCUUCUCAAAGUGAGCAAUAGCCGAAAUAGAAACUUGGUUGGUAUCCAAGGUAUAGUGAUUUGGGACUCUCAAAAAAGCUUUAUCAUGUGUACGAGGGGAUCCAUAUAUGACGAACUGAAGAUAAUUCCGAAGAAAGGAACCGUCUUCAGUUUCGAAGUGCCCAUCAAUGAUGAGUCAGCUCUACAAUAUAGCAUAUUGGGGGAUAGAUUCAAAUACAGAAGUAGCGAUCGUGCAGGUAGAAAGUUCAAGAGUCGUAGAUGCGACGAUAUGCUAUAUUACAUAUCUUAA